AAGGGGCCUACCUUUGUCUUCAGUAUAAAUCACCCUCAAUGAUUAUAUAGUUGGAUAGAGAAGACCAAAAAACUUUAAAAAGUUAAUAGAAAAAACCUAUGGCAUUAACAUACGGAUCCGUGGGUUAGAAAGUCCUGCGGGUCCUACCGAUCGGCGGGAAAAGGGCGCGGGAUUGAGGCACCGAAAUUCUCAAGGUCAAGAUCACGAGAUUUAAGGGAGAGCAAGCGUUUGACAUCCUUCAUUAACUCGAGAGCUCUAAAAUUCUACUCCACCGGCGGAAGGAAAUUCGGUGGUUGCGUAAAUCUUGAUCCAGUCUGCGGGAGACCGGUUUUUCAGAUUUACCGGCUGAACUGGAUUCAUUGUCGAUUCACGUGCAGAUUUGUUAAAUAUAGAAACUACUAUUCUGAAGCCAAAAUAGUUACCAGUGAACACGAAACGUUGAUUGCAGGGUAUUCACUUUUCACAAGGAGUCCUAAGAAUUCGUGAGCCCAAAGAAUAUGACCCACAGCCUCGAUUUGUCGGAACAACAAGCCCUUCUUGACAAAAGGAACCUACAAGGAAGUCGUUAUGAAAGCCCAUACUACAGUGGUAGUGAAGUAACUAUGCUUAAUCAGCCAGGUGCAACAAGUGAUUUAGACACUACCUCCAGUGCUGGUGUGUUUAAAUCUCGUUCAGUAAUCCAACGACCGGGUGAGAAUCAUUACGCGGAGGGUUUACCUAUUUGGAGAGCAGCUCUUUUGGUGGUAAAUUCAGCUCUUGGUGCUGGAAUUUUGAACUUUCCCCAAGCAUAUGCGCAAUGUGGAGGCAUUACCACCGCUCUUACUGCUCAAAUGUCUUUAUUGGUGUUUAUUACUGGAGCAUUCCUGAUCCUAGCAUAUUGUGCCGAAAAUCAUGGCUCCCAGAAUUUUCAAGAGAUAAUCCGUGAAGUACUUGGUCCAGGGGCAUACAUUUUAACACAGAUAGUCAUUAUGUUAUACAUGUAUGGUUCUACUGUGGCAUAUAUGAUUUUGAUUGGUGAUCAACUGGAGAAAGUUGGAGAGGCUAUUGACUCUACUCCUGGCUGGUAUUUAAGUCGCGAAUUUCUCAUGUGUGCAAUGUGCAUUCUCUUUCUCUUACCACUAUGUCUUCCAAAAACUUUGAAAGUUCUUAGUUAUUCAAGUGCUCUUGGAACAGUUGGGGCACUUUUUGUUUGCAUAGUAACUGCAAUAAAAUACUUUGAUGGACAUCACACUGAUAGUAAAGACUAUGUAGAGAUUGAGGAAUCUUGGAAUUGGACUCAGGCUUUUGCUGCUAUUCCUAUAAUUUGCUUUGGUUUUCAGUGUCAUGUCCCUUCAGUGGCUGUCUAUGCAGAACUAAAAAGAGCAAGUGUACCCAGAUUUGGCAUUGUUGUUGUCAUAGCAAUGGCAAUUUGUACUACAGCCUAUACCAUUACGGCAUCAUUUGGCUACUUAACAUUUGGCACAUCAGUUAAAAGUGAUGUUCUUUUAAGUUACCCUUCUAAUGACAUUUUGGUGAAUAUUGCAAGGGUAACAAUAUGCCUCAUAGUUUUAUCAACAGGGGCAUUUGUUGUUUUUUGUGGAAGGAGCUGUUUGGAGGGAUUGUAUUUGGCAGCCUUCAGAAUGCCUCCAACUCUUGCUGAAAUAUAUGAAAAACGGCGAAGAAUCAUACAAACAUUAGUGUGGUUUGGGUCAGCCCUUAUUAUUGCUGUUUAUGUGAAAGACAUACAAUAUGCAAUUGCACUUAUUGGGGGACUGGCUGCACUGUUCAUUUUCUUUUACCCAGGGAUCUGUCUUGUUCAAGAGAUGGUACAAUAUCCAGUUCUUACCAUGAAAAGGAAAUUAUUGAUUCUUCUGGGUCUCUGGUAUGUGGUUGUUGGAGUGUUCUUGUUUGCAGACUCUGAAGUAUUUGCCAUAAUGCAAGACAUAAAAGGAGGAAGUUUGUAUUGAUCAUUCUGUUUAUAAUGACAGACUCAGAUGUCAGUUUCCCAUGGCAUUAAAACAGUAGUGCUGCAAACAAUGAGAGGCGCAAAUGUUGGACAAACCACUAUGGUCUGCCAUGUCAAAGACUCAAAUCAAAAUUGUCAUCUAAUUCUUUUUUUCAAAAAUAAUAUUGUAUAUACUGUGAAACUCUGAAGUCUGUGAGCACUGAAAAUGUUUAUGGAAUGUAAUUGCAUUUAGGAAAACAAGCCAAUCAAAUACAAGAAAAUCUUGAUUGUACAUGAUAGCAUUAAUAUUUAUUAAUGUAUUGUAUGUAGUUUUGUUUGGAUUACUUACAUACCAUCCUGUGAUUGGUUGUAACUCAUAAAACAUUCCAGAGAUAUUUCAGGUAUCAUGGUAUUCUGAAUUUUAUAGUUAUGUUAUAAUUUAAUACAAAUGUAUUUGUCACAAUUGUGAUCUGAAUCAAAUUGUAUAACAUGAGGUCCAAUUACUAAUAAAAUUAGUAUGAAUUAAAUUCAAGUCUCCAAAGUUACUACUGCCUAUAGUAGUUUAAGUUAGAUACUCACAAGAGGUAACUAGGAAUAAUCCAUUGUUAAUGUGCAAGAACCAAAACCCUAAUCAUAAUUAAAGAAUGCAGAGCCUAGGAUGCCUUUGACAGAUUUCUGCAGUGGUAGCAUGAAAACUGGCGUUAAAAAAAGUAUGGUAAACUUGUAAGCCUUUUUUUGUCACAUAAGUCAAACACGACACGGAGGUCAACAUGACAAUCUGGUGUGUACCCUCUGUUUGACUCAGUCUGAUUCCCCCUUUGAAAAAUCCUGGUUAUGCCCCUGUACAGGUUUAGAACAAUCCAGUUCGCUAGUUUGUCAUUUAGCAGGAAUCAAUUUGUGUUUGUUAAUUAAUUGUUAUAACUGAUAUUUUGAAGAGUAAGAAGACCUUAUGGAUUACAAUUUAGGCUAUUAUCAUGGCAUUGGUUCAAAAUCUGCAACUGACAAUCAUCA
This is a messenger RNA of Pocillopora verrucosa, 2935 nucleotides long. Its product is annotated as sodium-coupled neutral amino acid transporter 7. NCBI's taxonomy places the organism in Eukaryota, Metazoa, Cnidaria, Anthozoa, Scleractinia, Pocilloporidae. The record is from RefSeq and is a predicted model, not a curated record. Gene Ontology annotation, biological process: amino acid transmembrane transport. Gene Ontology annotation, molecular function: L-amino acid transmembrane transporter activity.